AUGAACACCACCAUCUCCGAUGCCAUCGAUGCCCUGAACGUCGGGCAGUACCAAGACGCUGCGGGGGUGCAGUUCCUGAUCGACCAGGCCCUGCUGGCUUAUUGGACCCAAGCGGAGGUCUCGAGCUUCGUUGCGGGAGAGCUGGCCAACUACGCCACGACUGCAUCCGUCAGCUCCAGCAUCAGCUCGGCCCUGUCGAGUUAUGAUGAUUCCAGUCAAGUCGACAGCAAGAUAAUAACUGCUCUGCUGGAUUUCUACACGAGGGCCGAAGUAGAUCAGGCCAUCGCCGAUGCCACGUCGGGCUCGGUGGACCUAUCGGCUUACUACACCUCCGCCGAGACGGAGAGCUACGUGGCCAACGAGCUCCUUGCGUAUUAUCCCCGCACGGAGCUGGACAGCCAGCUCACAGCCACUUUCACGCAGUAUUGGACGUCGGGACGCACCCAAACGGAAAUCGACGACGCCAUCGCCGGCGCGGGCUUUCAGACUCAAGCGGAUGCGGACUUACGCUACUUCGUGCGGGCUCCCGGUGCGGAGUCGGGCCAGAUUUUCAACUUGGUUCAAGAACAGUUCACGCCCAGGAUCAUCCGCAAUUUGCUGUUGGAGGCGCCCCUGUCGGGCGAUGCCAUUCUCGGCAACCAAAGCACGUUGCGGCUCCGCUGCGACUCUUGGACCAAGGCGGAGGCGGACAGCCGGUUCCUGCGGACGAACGACCUGGGCCCACUCGAUGCCCGCUACUUCGUCAACAGCCCCGGUGCAGAGGGCGGCGGGAUCUUCAAUUUGGUCCAGACCCAGUUCACGCCCCGGAUCAUCCGGAACCUCCUGUGCCAAACGCCCCUCUCCGCCCAGCCCAUCCUGGGCAACGGCAGCACCCUCCAGAUCUCCUGCGACUGCUGGAGCAAGGGCCAAAGUGACACCCGCUACCCCCUCAUCGCAAAUUUUAACUCCCUAGGCCAGCGAGUCACGGACCUCGAGAACAGCCCGGGCGUGGACCCCACGGCGGACCUCACCGUCAAUAGCCUCACGGCCACGAGCUUCGUGCAGACACCACUGCUGCAAAGCGCUGCAGCCGAUCUCGAAAUCCGGAAUGCCACCACCACCAUCCGUGCCGAAGACGGCACGCUGCUGGCCUCCUUCACCGCCGGAAGCAUCGGCCUGGAGCAAGACAUCACUGCGCCUCUGGUGCGCUCCGAUCCGGCGGCCCCCUGGCUCACCGUCCAGGGCGGCACCAACGGGAUUCUGAUGGACGACACGGUGCGGAUCAACGGGGUCUUGGGCCCCGAAGCCAGCCUGCCCUUCCUGAGCCUCUCGGGCGGGACCAGCGGCGUGCAGGUGCUCUCCCCGCUGCUGGAGCAAAUCGCCGUGGGACCCACGGACGGCACGGUGGGAGUGGUGGUGCGCAACGCCGCCGCGACGGGGGAGGCGGCGCUGCUUUUGGACGCCAACAACCAAGCCGGCGUGGCGGAGCUCAAGGUGCGGGCGGGCGGCAAUUGCGAGCUCAACGCCCAGUUCCAGUUCAUCAGUUUCAACACGACCAACGGCCUGGCCAAUCUGGCCAUCGAGCCCAACAUCGGGGGCAGCAACGAUGGGGAGGUGAUCUUCGGGUAUGGGUUUGUCAAUCUGAGCGACCGGGCAAUGCUCCCAGCGUAUCGAAAGCUUCCUUAA
Symbiodinium sp. CCMP2592 is the source of this 1665-nucleotide messenger RNA. The record is from the annotation of a GenBank genome assembly. Lineage: Eukaryota; Dinophyceae; Suessiales; Symbiodiniaceae.